Messenger RNA from Lineus longissimus, 5606 nucleotides. Its product is annotated as vitamin D3 receptor-like. The record is from RefSeq and is a predicted model, not a curated record. NCBI's taxonomy places the organism in Eukaryota, Metazoa, Nemertea, Pilidiophora, Heteronemertea, Lineidae. Gene Ontology annotation, molecular function: nuclear receptor activity; zinc ion binding; RNA polymerase II cis-regulatory region sequence-specific DNA binding. The coding region runs from base 54 to 1454 and encodes 466 amino acids. The transcript has 6 exons. Gene Ontology annotation, biological process: negative regulation of transcription by RNA polymerase II; cell differentiation; positive regulation of transcription by RNA polymerase II.
UAAUAAGGUCAGCCCGUGCUCUAGAUAUUCAGUGGCAAUAACCUGAGCCAAAAAUGUCUGAAAAUAUGGACCACAGGAAUGACACUCCUGGUUUAGAGCCUUUGAAUAUCGCUAGGGGCACAAACAAUGACUUUGACUUCGACGACAGGAGUGGCGAGGAAGAUUGUGUUGAUUUGAAUGCCAGGAUGUACCCUCGCUUGAAAACCAAAGGGGUUGACAAGACUAUGGUGAUUAAAAAUGAGCCCAAUGACGAUCUUCCCCAAUCGUGCCAACACUCAAUGACCGACAUGGACUUACACUCACAUCAGAACCAGAUGAAACAGGAAGACAUCGACUCAGGGUUAAUAACGCAACCACUCCAAUCACCAACCACGAGUAGCUCCAAACAGCCCAAGAAGAAUAAGAUAUGUCUAGUGUGCGGAGAUCGUGCAAUCGGAUGUAACUUUGGCGUUAUAUCCUGUGAAUCAUGUAAAGCGUUCUUCAGGAGGAUGGCAUUCAGAACAAUAAGAGGGCGCUGUAAGGGCGAUUGCGUUGUAGACACAGAGAGUCGCGUGUACUGUAAAAGCUGUCGCCUAAAGAAGUGCUUUAGAGUUGGAAUGAAGCAAGAUAUGAUUUUAAAUGACGACGAACGAGUAAAGCGGCAGAAACGUGUUAAGAAUGAAGACUCGUUGUCAGAACCGUCGUCAGCGUGGAAGAUGGAGGAACUGAAGUACCGAGACGGCACUGAUUCAUCAUCAUCACAUUCAAGUCCAGAAUCCGUAGUAAGCUGGUCCGAAGAAGACUCUAAAUCAUUAGAGAUAGUGAACCAGGCAUUUAACCCAAUGUACGAACAAACGGUAAAUGAAGAGGGUUUGCUGCCACAUCCGACGACUAUGGAUAUUGUAAAUAUGGCGGAUAUCAGCGUGAGACGUUUAAUAAAAGUUGCUAAAGGCCUGGAGAUAUUCAUCAAGUUGUCCGUGAGGGACCAAAUUGAAUUAUUAAAGCACUGCGCUAUUGAGAUGCUCAUUUUGUUGUCGGCGCCUGCGUUUGAUACGAAAACGGCAUCUUGGGAGCCAAUGCAGAAACCAAAUGCGAAAGUCCACAGCGAUCAGGUGCAGAGAGAAGGGAACGAACAGAUGAUGGACAUGAUGGAAGGAUACGGGCGCUACGCUGCUGGUCUAGCACAAAUCAUGGAAAAUGAUAAAAAUAUCCUCCACCUGCUCGGCGUUAUUUGUUUAUUUUCGACGGACCAGAUCGAAAUGGAACAUAAAGCUCAAAUCGAGGUUGUUCAGGAACGGUUCGCUUGUUUAUUGGAACGUUACAUCAAGAAGGAGAGACCGGGCGUGAAUUUGUUCCCGCGCUUGAUCAUGAAGUUGUCGGACUUAAAGCACCUGAAGGACCAGCAUUCGAAGUUACUCAGUUCAGUGGAGGUCCAUGCGAUUGCGCCACUCCUCAAAGAGCUGUUCAACUUAUAACAGAUGUUUUCCAUAGACUACUCAGAAACCUUAAAAUUCAUAAAGCGCUUUAUGGAAUGAUUCUCCAGUGCAUAAUUGCUGUAUGUAUAGAAGAUGACUGCUGCCUUCAGCUGCGAGAGUCCGAUACGCCCGCAGCCACAAUCAGUCUUUCACUCUCAUGUUUACCGCCUGGCUGUGCUGUGAGCCUGCUGGUUGUAGUUUUGACCUGUUGCGCAGUACAUAUGGGCCAGACUGAUGUCCUCCUGCCCAGUAGGUGGGUACAGUGCCGUCAAUAAUGAGGUACAUGUGAACUUUGUAUACAUUUUAUUAUGCGCUUGUGUAGGGUAUGAAGUACCAGCACUUCGUAGGUAGAAGUGGAUGAAUCGAUUUGAUGUACUAUUCAGAGAAACAUGUUCAGGUAAUUCAGGUACAUGUAAUUACCUUUUUGUCUGUCUGAGCAGAUGAAAUUCAUUUGCAUUAUCAGCUGACAUUGAUUUCUCGUGGUUCACAUGCUGUCUUCUGUUAAGGUAAGUACAUCUGAGGAGAAUUUGGGCAGGUGAAAAGAUCGUAGCUGCUGAGAAAAACGUAAUUUGCUGUCAACUAGAACUGGCUGAAAGGUUUAUUUAUUGGAAAUUUCUCAUCGCAUAUUUUUUACCUUUCACUUCGAUUUUUAUUCUUUUUAUGAAAUAAACUUUAACGAAUUUUGUGAUUUGUUGUGAGGAUAAAUUAUAAUGAAAAAUGGUCCUAUAAGGUGUUUUGAAGCAGUCUUUCUUUUAUUUUAUAAAAAUUGUUAUGUCAUACACACUGUAGUUGAUAUUUAUAGUUGAAUUUUAUAGUUUUCGCUGCAUUACUUGGGUAAAUAAAAGGUUCAAAUGUCUAACAAUUUAAAAUGUGGAGAUGGGAAUGAACGCAAAACGAAGUGAACGGUUUUGCACAUACAUAGAUCCCGCUUCACGUGGCUGUAACAUUUACUUCAUGGCAAUAUUGUGCUUACACGUGAUUCGAUACCAACAAAACUGGUAACCGCUAGUGCCUAUUUAAUCUGUGAUGUAAUAAAUGUAGAGUAGGGCUCGGGCCGUUCAUAAGCAUGUCCGCACAAUUUCUUGAUUUUUCAGUACCUCCAACUAUCUUUUACGCAUGCGUACAUUAGAGCCUAGGCCACCUCUUUUUAAAAAAUAUUCAUAACGUUUGGAAUCAAUAGAUUGCUAUAAAUUCGGAUCCGCACGCAUGCAUUCCAUUCGAAAGACGGCCAAUUUACAAAUCCCCUCCCCUUGUUGCAUGUUGAUGAAAUGAACGGCCACUUGGCAGUUUUUGCACUGCCUGUGUUGUUCAGAUGCCUUUGGGACUCGCCAAAUAUAGGCCUGUUGUACUCUUCGUCCAGUCAUGAUCGUAACAUUAUAACACGUUUUUGCUGUUUUUGCAAAGCGACUUCGGGCCAAAUAUGAUUUUGAGUAAUGACCUUGGAAAUCACCGGGAAGUUUCCACACUGUGUUCUAACAAUGUUGGAUCUUUUCGAUGCAAAAUGCACCCAUCUUAGUUUUGGUUGCGCAUGUUCAGCUGAAACAUAGGUCUCAAAUUCAGAAAAAUUGUAGAUAGUUGACUUAGUGAAAACAGUGGUGAAUUGUAACGACAUAUAGUAUGUAAUAAGCAAUAUAUGAUACCCGUAUCUCUUGUUUCAGUCCGGUAAUCGUAAGGAUUGUUUUACUGUUGAUGUGGUCGCUAUAUGAUGGAGUUGUUUCCAGUUGGCAAUGGCAUGUUAAUCAUUAUAACGUUUGUAAAUUGUUUGAAAUUUCAUAUCUAUUUCAGGAACCGGAUGGCAUUUAUUAUCUUUCAAGUUUCCAGAAGGCCGGCGUUAGAUAGAACUACACAAUGUACUAUAAUAUAAUUGAAAGCUACAUAAGUGUAUUGACACAGUGUCUUACGGCAUUGUAGGAUUUCUGGAGUACUGUUGAGCAGUCUAGUUGUUUUUAUUCUCUGUCUUGCUUUUGAUCCUCGUUGCUGUGCUGCUGUUUUGAGGUAACAUUUCAGGCUAUCUUUAAAGGUGAUAUUUCAGAAGCCAAUUAUUCUUCGUAAAAUGGUCUAAAAGCUUUAAUUUGUGUCCUUGAUGCUUGUUGAUUAGAGACAGGGAUUAGGCAAUUCGUGUACAUAUCACCUUAAACGCCAAAUUCAUGCCAGUGUCCAGCUGUCUGAUAACCGGUGUCAUUGAUCUUGACCCAUGUCAAAACGAGAUUUACUGAUGUUAUUUCGUGUGAAAUUUUAUGAGAUGGGUACCGUAGGUUAAAAAAGUUUAACAAAUUUCUCAAAACGUGCCAUCAUGUUAUUUCUAUUAAAGAAGAUUCUAUUGUCAAAUUUUAAAAUAUAAUCUUAGUGUAGAUUUCUAGGUAUACUUUGUUAGUGUCAUCAGUGGUAUUACGUGUUUGAUGAAUACGUAUGCUAUCAGUGCCAAGACAUUAUUGGCAAAUACACCAGCUUCAUUUCGCUCCACUUUUCCACCUCUAGUGUUAGUUGAAUAAGCACGCGUGAAACAUUGAACUUAGCUUGUCCUAAUGCAUUUUCCAUUUGCCUCAUUGUGAUAGUUAAUCAUUUUCUCAACAUGGAACAAAUAGCACUUGAGCGCCGUCUUAAUGUUGCAUUUCUCAAUUUUUCUUCCUGGAAACUGAUGUGUUUUUCAGAUAGAUCUGGCCAAACUUACUCUUAACGCGAGAGGAAGAAGCCUUGCAGUGUUAUCCUGUACAAUGGAUAUACUUUAGAUAAAUCUUAGUGAAUAGGCCCUACCUCAAAAGUUGUAUCUUAGGUGGUGAACAUGACGGACCUCACCCUUUCACAUCAUCCCCAAGCACGCUACCAGAGAACUACAAUGUUGAAUGUACACAAUGUACACAAUAGACCGAUCUCGAUGGCCUAGUGGUUAAGGCGCCCGCCUCGUGAACGGAAGGUCGAAGGUUCGAGGCCCGCUGGUAACCUCUUUCCGAUGCGGCCGGUUGGUUAGCCGCCAGCUAGUUAAAUAUAGGGUACAAACUGCCUUCUCGCCAGGCGCAUUAGAGAUAGGAGUUUGGAAGUGAAGAGUGUCUCAUAAGCCAAAAAGCUGGCUGGCCCUUUCAUUAGGGGUGACACUAUAAUAAACAAACGUUCCUUUACUUUUACACAAUGUACUACACGAUCACUCAUUGAUGAAGACAGAAGGAGUGAUGUUGUUUAUGUAUCAUUCUUUCAUUUCAUCUGUGAAAAUUGCAUACCCAUGUUUCAUGAAAAAAGUGUUUUAAUCCAAGGAGAACAAGGAAAUUUAGGAAAUUCUGUGUGCAGAAAUGUACGGAGGAAUUGUGUCCUCUUGAAGGAGACCCUUUACGUUGAAAACCAGUGUGACGGGUCACUAGGCCUACUUGGUGUUACUACACAUGCCAAAUGCACAUGUAAUUUUGUAAAUACUCUUUUCAUGUUUCGUAAACGGAUAUUUAAGCACAGUACUGUAUCGUCACCCUCACACACCUGAGAUAGGCACAUCUACAUUAUUGAGCUGGACACAAGGUUUUGAUUGGUAAAUGACUCAGGCAUUUUUGUUGUGGGUGCCAUGCUCUGGGAGGGGUGACUUGGGCAAAGAAAUUCAAAAUGGCCGAAAAGUGAGUUAGGCGAUUGUCGUAGGAGGGUGACGGUAUAGAGUCAUAGUGCCUUCAUGUCAACGUGAAAUUGAAAUACGUGUUAACUGCUUUGAAAUUACCGUGGAAUGAAGUGCUAACUCCUCUAAAAUGACACCCUUCAGUACACACUGGGCCAAAUUCAUAAAUGGCGUUAAAGGGUUAGACGUGGGUAACUUCUCUCUAAUCAGUUUCAGGGCCUAUUCAUAUUCUGUGAAGAUUUACAUGACGGACCUGAACCUGUCUAUUCAGUAGUUAAACGCUGUUUUGCGCUAAAUUCUAUGAAUUUGGCCCACUGUCUUUUGUAAAGGACACUAGUUUAGUUUUUGGCAGCUUUAUGCUUCGUUUGGGAUACCUCCACUAAACAUAUGAAUCGUGCUUUGAAUUGGGAAAGGAAGUGUUUACUAAAUGCUUUUGGUGCCCUCUAUUGAGAACUUAAUGUAUAUUUUCAAGAUCUGUAUAUGUUGUGUAAGGUCAUAUCACCAUCUAACUUAUUAUUGAGAACAUGUACCGCCACAGAUUAUAUUGGAAAUAAUACAUU